Molecule: messenger RNA, 657 nt
Organism: Prosopis cineraria
Lineage: Eukaryota; Viridiplantae; Streptophyta; Magnoliopsida; Fabales; Fabaceae
Product: receptor-like protein 35
Exons: 1
Coding region: 1-657 (218 amino acids)
Molecular function (GO): protein binding
Source: RefSeq, a predicted model, not a curated record
AUGACCAACCUUUGGUUUCGUUUUUCCUCCUCCAUGUUCUCAAUGCUUUGCUGUCUCGUGGUCUGCCCAACUUUGUGUCACACCAAUUUCACCAAAAAUGAUGAAUUGGCACUUCUUGCUUUCAAAUUUUCUGUGAGAGACCCGUUCAAUCACUUGGCCAAUUGGUCUAACUCUUCCUCCAUUUGUGAUUGGGUUGGGAUUACUUGUGAUGCUAAUGGUGAGAGAAUUAGUGUACUGAAUCUUGCUGACAUGAGUCUCAUAGGCACCUUGCCCUCACAAGUGGGGAAUUUGUCCUCCCUUGUUGAACUUGACCUUCAUAGUAACAACUUUCAUGGUGAGUUACCAAAGGAGUUGCAGCAGUUACACAAGUUGGAAAUUCUCACCCUGAGCUAUAAUGAAUUUGACGGAAAAAUUCCAGCUUGGAUUGGAAGUUUAUAUGCUCUUCAGCGCCUGAAUUUUCGUAAUAAUAGUUUGGGGGUGUUAUUCCCCACAAGUGUAUCGAAUUUGUCAAAGUUAGAGACAUUGGAUUGGACUUCUAAUUUUAUCCAUGGAUCCAUUCCACUUGAGGUUGGAAGGCUUCAACAUUUGAAGAUUUUACUUAUACAAGUGAACAAUCUUUCUGGAAAAAUACCUCCAACUAUUUCUAGCUUAUCCUAA